This is a messenger RNA of Colletotrichum truncatum, 1974 nucleotides long. RefSeq lists its product as uncharacterized. The record is from RefSeq and is a predicted model, not a curated record. NCBI's taxonomy places the organism in Eukaryota, Fungi, Ascomycota, Sordariomycetes, Glomerellales, Glomerellaceae.
AUGGCCGAAACCGCGAGCAAUGCAGACUCGAACCAGAAACUGAGCGCCCCAAAGGAUAAGAACUGCCCAUACUGUGGCCAGGCAUUCACCUCUUCCUCUCUUGGCCGACAUCUCGAUCUCUACAUCAAAGAGAAGAACCCUAAGCCCCCAGAUGGCAUUCACGAUGUCGACGCGAUAAGGCGCCUAAGAGGAGGCAUUACACGGAGACAACCCAGGGGGUCACUGGGCGCUAGGAACGCCUCAACCCCGACGGGCACACCGAGGGCAGCCCCAGCCAAGGGCGAUCCCGCCACACACGAUGCUGAACUCCACCAGUCUCCCGCCCUGCCUAAGGACGGCCAAUAUGCUGUAGAUUCCACGCUGAGCAAAUACCCCUGGACUCCUUCAUGGGAGGCUACCGGCGUAAUCAACAACAUCCCUCCUAAUGGCGAAACUGCUACCUCGACAGACGGAGAGGGUAGCCAGAAUGCUGGAAAGAGACAGAGACAAGUGAGCAAGCAAGUGAUGCAAAAGGCGAAUUUCGAUCAGAAGCACAAGCUAGCCGACGCCCUUGACACCGCUCGUGCUGCAGAGCUUGCCUACAGAGAGCUCUACAGCUCGUUGAGGGCUGCUAAGCAACAUAUCGACAAUAAUUCAAUGCCUUUUGACUUUGAUCCCCUUGCUCUUGACUUUCCCGCACUAACCCUACAAUGCCUCGCCUCGCCGCCUACUCUCUUUUCUUCUACGCAACAUCCCACGUCCACUUCCUGGUCUGUACAGUCGCCUGGCCAGAGAGAAUACGACGCCUUGAGAGCUUUCUUCCAAGAAGAGUUCAGUAACUGGAAGCUUGCCUGCGCGGCUGCUACCACAGCAGCAAUAGAGGAGUUGACCUAUCCUCCACGUGACGGUCCGUUUCGUGAUAGCCGCGAUGCAGUCAAGAAGGCCGAAAAGUCUGCCGAAAACCUCGAGAAACAGGUAAACGAGCAUUUGCAGUCAGCCUUUUCCGUGUGGAACUCUCUGCCGCUUCAACGGCGCAAUGAGCUGUGGCUUUUAGAAAUGGCAAGGAGCGUGGGCAGGAAACAGACUGAAAUAAGUAAAAUGAAGGAUGCUCAACACAAGUUGGAGCAGGAAAAUGCCCAUUUGAAAUCUCAAAUCGACCAGCUGAACCGCCUUCAACAGCCACGAGAGUUCAAACUUUUCGCCCCGACUAUGAUCCCCUUUGACAGGCAACUCAUGACCCAUGUCUUGGAAACGGGCUUGAGCGGCGGCGUCCGUAGUGUUGGAUUGCGCCUGGAGGAUAGACACUUGGAUAUCAACGACGUUGUUGUUCAGAGCAUUGAGCGGUGGAAGACAGUUAUCACAUCGGCUCGUGCUGCGACUAGUGGUAUGAAUGCCCAGAGGUCCUUGGAUCAGAUGGGCAGCAACACGACGACGCCCACGCCUACUCCUCAACAGCAACAGCCUCAGCAGCAGCAAAAUCAGCAGCAGCCACAGCAACAGGUUCAAUCACAACAGCAGCAACAACAACAACAAGCACAGCAACAAAUGCCACAGCAGGCUCAACAGCAACCCAUACCUGUACAACGGCAAUCAACGACAAGCACUAAUGGUCAUAGUGAUCAAGGUGCGUCGACUAGCGGCCCGCCUUCGAUUGAUGAAAACAGCGACCAGGAUGCCGACGCAGAUGCUGAUGCGGAUGCGGAGAUGGAGGAUGAUGAUAGUUUCGCCGUUAUGAACACGCCGACUACAAAGCCUAUGCCACAGCAACCAAUGCAACGGCAGGCUACUCUCGAUGUCCCUCGGACGAGACAGGUGCAGAGAGGUGCUAGCGAUGCGCGGUUCAUACCGCAGAACGGAAACCCCAAUGCGAAUCGGGGCGCGAUCAAUAUGAGUCGCUCGAUGCCGAACAUGCAGGCUACGAUGCAGGGCAUGCAUGGCGGUGACAUGGGCAUGGUCAUGUCCCAGGUACGGGGUGAUCCGAUGUAUAUGGAUUGA